GGGGCUGCUGCUGCUGCUGCUCCUCCGCGCCGCCGCCGCCGCUACCGCCCGGCCCCGGAGCAUCGCCCCGCCCGGCCCCGCCGCCUCCAGCUCUGACCGACUCUAGGAUAAACUCUGAGCGAGCUCUGUUAUUGGCUUUGAGUCAGAAGUGUCUGGAAGCCUUAAUGAAAACCAAGUGUAAGGCAAGUCUCAGCCACCUGUCCCCGGGAUCCCCAGCCAAGCGCUCGGGGCUUCCAUUAAUCAAUGGAUCUGCCUCUUGGAAAGUGUCUUUUUGCAUGCUGGACCUCUACCCUGGGGCGACCGCAAAGCGGGGUUGGGGACCUGGAAGCCCUCCGGUAAUUUCUCUUAAGCCAGAUACCAAAGCUGUGCUGGCAUUGCCGGCAAUUCUGCAUUUCCAAAACCGCUACAAAAACCCUUGCGAGAAGAAAAACGGGUAGGAAAGAAGCUCUUUAUGUUGCAGGUCUGCAGUCCUGCCCCUCUCCCCAGGAGCAGCACCUCUCCCACCUCCCUAUUUCCCAAAGAUACUGUCUGGUUACUUUUCAAGGGAAGUUAGCUUAGGAGAGAAUAUUUUUUUCUUUUUCUUACAGACAUGAGCUGCUUUGAUUGCCUGGAAGCUUGAUUUCCUGAAACCUGCUCCUUUCUGGCUCUUGCAGUGAGGUUCACAAUAAAACGUAUUGUGGUUUUGAGCUGGGUUUUAUUUAAGAAAAUGCCAUUCUGGGUUACUCUCUUUCAUGAGACAGAUGGAGAAAGAUGAAAGGCUGACACUUGAGAUAUUUCAUUUCUGUUCUUUAAUUGUGGGUGGUUUCUUUUUCUGUAAGAACAGGCUUCUUCCCUAGGAAUUAGAGUGGGACAAAUGAAAAAAAAAAAAAAAAAAAAAAAGAAAAAUAAUGGCUGUUAAACAACAGCAAAAAACCCCACAAUUAUGGAGCCUUUCAUCUCACUUUUCUAGGAGCAAUUCUGUAAAAGGGGAUAUUUAAAUGCACUCCCUUUAAAGAUCCAGGGACACUUCUUGCUACUCGCUGCCUCUUGUGCAACGCUUGCCUCGGUGUAAGCCACGCUCUCUUCCAAGACAGGCUUGGAGGGUAUCAGGUGCAGCCACUGGGAACCAGCACAAAGCUGUGGUUUGGCGGAUAGCAACCGAGAUGGAAUGUGAACCUGUACCAUGUUAAUUAAAUAAAUAUAACUUCAGGAACAAGCCCUUGCAGUCACUGGUGGCCGGUGUCACUUAGCUGACCGGGAAUGCUGAAGACGACGUGUGCUGUGCAGCCCAGGCUGCAAAGCAGCCCUUGCUCUCGAUGGGUGGUGAGGCUGGAUGGGAGUUUUGCUUAGUGUGCUGUUUGGUUGCUUUCUAGGAUGAAGAUAUCUAAGUGGAGGUGGAACAACAUCUCCGUCAGUGCGCGAUCCCAGCUGAAAGGCACCCUGGCCCUUCUUCUUGUGGGCAACAUUGCCUUUGUGAUCGCUCAGGACCUCGCGCAGACCUCCAACAGCCUGGAGGAAGGGGCAGACGUCACCGCGUACUGGUGGGGCGAGUGGACCAAGUGGACAGCGUGCACCAGGACCUGCGGGGGAGGCGUCAAGUCCCAGGAGAGGCACUGCCUGCGGCAGAGAAGAAAGUCAGUGAGUGGGCUGGCUAAUAAAACUUGCACUGGAACAUCCAAAAGAUACCAGCUCUGCAAAGUACAAGAGUGCCCUGCGAACGGAAGGAGCUUUCGAGAGGAGCAGUGUUCAUCAUUUAACUCCCAUGUGUAUAACGGCAGAACGUAUCAAUGGAAACCUUUAUAUCCUGAUGACUAUGUUCACAUUUCUAGCAAGCCCUGUGACCUCCAUUGCACCACUGUGGAUGGUCAGAGACAGUUAAUGGUUCAGGCUCGGGAUGGAACAUCCUGCAAAUACACUGAUUUCCGAGGGGUUUGCGUGUCUGGAAAAUGUGAGCCCAUUGGAUGCGAUGGCAUUCUCUUUUCCACCCACACCUUGGAUAAAUGUGGUGUUUGCCAAGGAGAUGGGAGCAGCUGCACUCACGUGACCGGCAGUUACCGGAAAGGAAAUUCUCAUCUUGGCUAUUCUCUGGUAACGCACAUUCCUGCUGGAGCAAGGGAUAUCCAGAUAGUAGAACGGAAAAAAUCUGCAGAUGUUCUGGCUGUGGCUGAUGAAGCCGGGUACUAUUUCUUCAAUGGGAACUACAAAGUUGACAGUCCGAAAAACUUCAACAUUGCAGGCACGGUGUUCAAGUACCGCAGGCCCAUGGAUGUUUAUGAGACCGGCAUAGAGUAUAUUGUUGCACAAGGACCGACAAAUCAAGGGUUGAAUAUAAUGGUCUGGAAUCAAAAUGGCAAGAAUCCAUCCAUCACAUUUGAAUACACCCUCCUGAGGAAGCCACACUCAAAAAAUCUGCAGCCCAUCUACUACACCUUCUCUGAGUCAGAGAGCGAAGAAAGCAGAGAGUUUGAUGGAGACGUGCCAUUGGGUUUUAUCCAGCACAAUGCAACCUAUUUUGGGAAAAUCUCCAGGGAACGGAUAGACUUGGAGAACCAGGUGUUUGGAAGGCAGGACACGGAGGAAGAUUUAAACUUGAGCAAAGGUCAGGAAACCAAUGAGGUCUAUGAAAGAGCAGAAACAAUUGACUGUGAGCCAAAACUGAAGGGCAAACAACCCCAAGAUUCAAACGUAACCAGGUCUACUUACCAGACAGACCAUGACGACAGAGACUUCGACCCCAGGUUGACCUCCAGGGAAUUCCUUUCGGAGAAUGCCAUCACGGACAAGCUGCUGGACAAGACCUCGGACUCGAAGGAGUUGAUGCUCAACAUGACCAUGAACAGCAUCUUUGCCCAGGGAGACCCAAUCAACUCUGUGGGGUCACACAUUGACAGCCUCUAUGUUGACUAUGAGGACACUGAUGGUAUUGUGACCUACACCAUUAAUAGCACCUACAUGGAGCUGAGCAACAGCAAAGCCAUCAACACGUCUGCAGAGACACCGUUUUCAAAUGCCACUGUCACCAUGACCAGCCCUCAAGGGAACAGAACCCACAAAGCAAGAAACAGAUUGAAGUUGUUAAGAAAGGGCCAAGGUGUGAGUGCUGCUGACAUGUACAGGUGGAAGCUUUCCUCCCAUGAACCCUGCAGCUCUACAUGUACCACAGGAGUGAUGUCCACAUAUGCUAUGUGUGUUCGCUAUGAUGGGAUCGAAGUGGAUGAUACGUACUGUGAUGCCAUGACCCGUCCCGAGCCCGUCCAUGAGUUCUGUGCUGGGAGAGAGUGCCAGCCAAGGUGGGAGACGAGCAGCUGGAGCGAGUGCUCCCGCACCUGUGGGGAGGGCUACCAGUUCCGCAUCGUCCGCUGCUGGAAGAUGAUCUCUCCGGGAUUCGACAGCUCUGUCUACAGUGACCUCUGCGAGUCCGCUGACAUCACCCGGCCGGACGAGCGCAAGGUCUGCAAGAACCCAGCCUGCGGGCCCCAGUGGGAGAUGUCGGAGUGGUCCGAGUGCCCAGCCCGGUGCGGAGAGCGGAGCGUGGUGACGCGGGACAUCCGCUGCUCGGAGGAGGAGAAGCUGUGCGACGCCAGCGCCCGGCCCCUGGCCGAGAAGAACUGCACCGGACCCCCCUGCGACCGGCAGUGGACCGUCUCCGACUGGGGACCGUGCAGUGGCGGCUGCGGGCAGGGGAGGAUGAUCCGGCACGUGUACUGCAAAACCAGCGACGGGCGCGUGGUACCGGAGUCGCAGUGCAACCUGGAGGCGAAGCCGCUGGCCAUCCAUCCCUGCGGGGACAAGAACUGCCCCUCGCACUGGCUGGCGCAGGACUGGGAGCGGUGCAAUACCACAUGCGGCCGGGGCGUGAAGAAGAGGAUCGUGCUCUGCCUGGAGAUCGUCAAUGGCAAGAUCAAGACCCGCAACCCCACCGACUGCGACGUCGCCAAGAAGCCCGUGGAGGAAACAACAUGCUUUGAGCGGCCGUGCUUCAAGUGGUACACGACCCCCUGGUCAGAGUGCACGAAGACCUGCGGCAUUGGUGUGAGGAUGCGGGACGUGAAGUGCUACCAAGGGAAAGACAUUGUCCGGGGCUGUGACCCACUGGUGAAGCCGGUGGGCAAACAGACCUGCGACCUGCAGCCCUGCCCCACAGAGCCCCCAGACGACAGCUGCCAGGACCAGGCAGGAACCAACUGCGCUUUGGCCAUCAAAGUUAACCUGUGCAGCCACUGGUACUACAGCAAAGCCUGCUGCCGCUCCUGCCGCGCGCCCCACUCCUAGUGCCCGGGCCGGCACCCCAGGGCUGCGCAGGCUCCCUCGCAAAGGCUCUGUAUGCCAUCUAGUAAGCGCUACACAUCCCACAGACUGGUGUUAAGGAUUGCUUUUGGGUUGUUUUUUUUUUUUCCCCCCACCAAUGCAGAACUGCUCUCCUUGUCCCUCUCCCGUGUAGAGGAACGGUGCCGGCACGGCUCGGCUGCAGCGCCGUUACCGCUGUACAUUGGUAGCCCUCGUUAUCAGAGCUGUACAUAAAGUCGUGUAUAUUUGAGUCCCCCGAACUGCAGACACAUGCACGUGUUUCACAAGGUGUUGUCCUUUGGGUUUCUUUCCUCUGUGCAAGUUUGGGGUUGAGGAUGGGAAGGCGUGAACUCUGUGAAGUGCCAAGUUUCCCUUCGCAAAGGGGGUUAGUGCCUCUCUCAUAAUUUCUCCCCGAGACCUGCGCUCUCUCGUUAGCUGCAUUUAACGUGGUGGGAAGCUGAUUUUCGUUUGCUAAAUGAACUCAAGCCCAAGCCCUUUUUUUGUAAGAUGUAGGUGUAUACUUUUUCAGAGAAUUCUAUCUUAUAAUCAAACGUUAGUUCCAUAGUCCUUACAACCCCCCCAUAAUGCUGACAUAUUGUAUAUAAUAUGGAAACAUAACUGCACUUUAUAUCACAAAAAAAGACGUGCUCUUUUUUAAUAUAUUUGUUUACAGACAGUGAACUUUAUCCAUAUAAUCAUUAAUUUGUACUCAU
Messenger RNA from Phalacrocorax carbo (great cormorant), 4979 nucleotides. The record is from RefSeq and is a predicted model, not a curated record. Lineage: Eukaryota; Metazoa; Chordata; Aves; Suliformes; Phalacrocoracidae.